AUCUUUUGAUAUUUUUAGGCCAAUUAGAGUACAUAGAGACCACCGUCAACAACCGUAUAUCCAAUUCUUUUAACUCCAUUAUUGCUGCACUUAAGCUUGAUUAGCCUCCAUUCAAUGUUUCCCUUCCAACAAAAUAAUGAAUUUUCGUCCCAAAUCUCCUCGAAUCCCCACCAAGAUAUUGCUGAAGACAAUCCGAUCUUGGGUGGAACUUCCAACCUUUCCAACUUUAUGGUGGAUGGCCAGCCUCCUUUAAUAUUAGCAAAUUCAAACACUAAUAAUGAAGUUAAUUAUACUUGCGAUGAGAAGAAGAUCAUUCGCAAGGAGAUCGAACGGCAAAGAAGGCAACAAAUGUCUACUCUUCAUGGAUCGCUUCGAUCCCUCCUUCCUCUUGAAUCACUCAAGGGAAAACGUUCAAUGUCUGAUCACUUAAAUGCGGCUGCGAAAUAUAUAAAAAACCUUCAGAAUAACGUCCAAGAACUGAGUGUUAAGAGAGAUAUGCUCAAGAAUUUGUCCGAUUCUUCUACUUCUCUUGAUGACCAAGGGACGGAAAUUAGUUCACAAAAUAAUUUCAUGAACACUAUUGUUACUGUCCGCUCUCAUGUGGGUGGAGUAGAGAUUGGCGUAAGUUGUGGAUCCGGAGAGAACAGUUUUCCUCUAUCAAGAGUGCUAGAAGCUGUUGUAGAAGAGGGAUUUGACGUUGUUAGCUGCAUUUCCACCAAAAGAGAUGGAAGGUUAUAUAGUACAAUUCAGUGCCAGGGGAUCGAUGGGGGGAAAAGGAUCAUUUGAAGUAAAGCGUUGAUACAUUGCAUGCAUUAACUUCAAAAAUUGGCCUCAACAAUAUAUGCACUGGCAUUGCACAUCAAUUUAUACUUCAAGGGUGCAUGGGAUUAAACAAGAUAGACCCAUUCAACGCUGAUCGACUAAUUAAAUGCCAGAAAAGGAAGGAGGCUACCCAGGUAAGUUCACUAAUAACUACUGCAAUGCUGAUACUGAAAAUCAUAAACUUUUUCUUCUGAACCCUCUAACACAAAUUUGUUUUCAAAUUCUAUUUGCAAUAAUUUUCAAAAUGGAGUUUGGCAAUGUGUUUGCCCUUGGGUGCCCAAACUCCCAAACAAUAAAAGUAACUUUUCCCAUGAAUUCUAGAUAUAAGUUCAUGAAAUGAGCUACAUUUUGUGGUUUUGGAAUAUAGACCUAAAAGCUUGCUGUAUAUAGUUAAACUGGCUUUUUAGUAAAGUGCUUUUUCAAACCGAAUUUGACUUGCCUAUAUAUCAAGUGUAUGCAUCAAUCCAAUAGAUGAAUGACAUAUGAAAUAAAAAUCUAUACAUUCAUCUUACUUAAAAUCAUGGUAGAUCCUAUUUAUUAUUAUUAUUUUUUUCAAAUGAUGAUUCUUAUUUGAUCACUGCAUGAAUGGGGCAUAUACAUAGUAUAUGCAAGAAUUUUCCAUCAAAAACAUUGUUUCAACCUAUAUGUGAAACAGACAUGCAGUAAUCUGAUGUUGGAUGCAUGACGGCACAUGAUGAGGAAUGGUGGUUGUGGGAGUUGAAACAUAAUGAUAGGCGGUAUGGUAGCAGUUAUUAAGUUGGGGGCAGUGUAGUAGACUGGCAGUUGAGAGAUAGCAAAUAAUAGUAGUAAGAUAUAUAAUGGAGGUAUAUGUGAUGAAGAAAAAUUUUGGUUAUAAGGGCAACGAUAUAGAGGAUAAGGUUUUGGCAGUAUAAUUUUGAUAUAAAACCUAUGCAAUAAGAGGAUGGGGGGGUGGUACAAUUUUCCUAUUGUAGGAAUGAUAAGAUGACUCAGACUCUUAAAAUUUAGAAGGAAGGGUUUCAUGUAUCUCCAUCAAUGGUGAGUAAAGAGACAAAUUAUGAUUGCAUGGAUGUAAAACCUAUAUAGUGAUCAAAGAGAAAGGCAGAGCAGGAAUGCAAUUUGAUCUUAGUAGGAGUUAAUUAAUUAAUUGGCAAUAUAUAUACUAUAUUUUGUUUAUAUAUAUUGAUCUGUUGCUGCAGUUGAAGCACACUUCAAAGAGGGAUCACACAUAAUUAUCAGAUGCAUUUCCUGGAGAGGGACAUUAAUUCAAUAGACGUCUAAAUUAGUGCACACAAACGUUCAUUGCUCUGGACUGGCCGUAACUUUCUUUGGAAAUUACUUUAAUAAGACUACCUUAAUUAAUUUUAUGUUUGCUGAAAUUGCAUGAUCAAUUUAGGCACAUAUAUGUUUUGUUUCUUUGACAAGAUCGUUCCGGUAGUGAAACAGAAAUUGUCAAUUCUUGUAUUGUUUAUACAGAAAUUGUUUAAUGUUAUAUAUAUAUUGUUUACUGUUA
Messenger RNA from Hevea brasiliensis (rubber tree), 2314 nucleotides. Its product is annotated as transcription factor bHLH120-like. The record is from RefSeq and is a predicted model, not a curated record. Gene Ontology annotation, cellular component: RNA polymerase II transcription regulator complex. The coding region runs from base 115 to 786 and encodes 223 amino acids. Gene Ontology annotation, biological process: regulation of transcription by RNA polymerase II. NCBI's taxonomy places the organism in Eukaryota, Viridiplantae, Streptophyta, Magnoliopsida, Malpighiales, Euphorbiaceae. The transcript is spliced from 3 exons. Gene Ontology annotation, molecular function: RNA polymerase II transcription regulatory region sequence-specific DNA binding; DNA-binding transcription factor activity, RNA polymerase II-specific; protein dimerization activity.